AUAUUGUUUGCUUUAGAGUUUCAAGCCCACACAAUUUCAAAACGUGCUAGCUGGUGAAGAGGACCAAAUAUAUUAAAUGGCGGAACUCCAUCGGGCCUCCGAUGUGGGAUUGCUUUCACAACAUUUAUAACUUUUUAUAGAUUUAAAAAUCAUAAAGAGGUAUAGUAUUCACAAAAAAGCACCUAGCGGUGCUGUAGAUCGAGUGACGGCGAGCAAAUUCUCUGCUGUUUCGGCGGAAUCAUAAGCAGACGUAGUCAGCAACAGUUGAGUUAUAUCAACACCAGGUUUUUCAUCAGGCUGCUUUGGUGGUUUUGAUGCCACGAUCGCGCAAUGCAAUUCUUGCCACGGGCUUAGUGGCUUUUGCUGCGGCAGGCUUGGCAUUUCCCUUUUUCAUGGCGUCGUCAGGGACCAAGCCUGUUAUUGAUUCUUCAAAGCCGCUGCCACCGCAAGCUACUUUUCGAGGGCCAUACAUAAACACUGGUUCCCGUGACGUUGGCCCUGACCAUCAAACUUACCCAAAGAAAUGAUUAUUUGCUAAAAAGCUGUUUGUUGACAUGAAUUUCAUGCUGUGUUUAUCAAAGAUUCGAGUCCAUGUAGUUAUUGACCACUUUCCAGAAGGCGUACUUGAUUAGUAAACAAUAGGUGUAAAAAGCAGCUUGGAAAUAAUUUGUAUCGCAUGAUCAUUUAUUGGAUUGGAAAUAUGGAAUCAGAGGGGAUUUUGUUA
Malania oleifera is the source of this 724-nucleotide messenger RNA. RefSeq lists its product as uncharacterized. The record is from RefSeq and is a predicted model, not a curated record. The transcript is spliced from 3 exons. The coding region runs from base 315 to 527 and encodes 70 amino acids. NCBI's taxonomy places the organism in Eukaryota, Viridiplantae, Streptophyta, Magnoliopsida, Santalales, Ximeniaceae.